CAUAUACUUCCAACUAAUCUUCAUGUUGUUCCAAGGAUCCAAAAAAAAAGACGACAGUAAUAUCACAUUAAAUUAUCAUUUAAGUCCUCGUCCAAUAUGGAAAUCACAAUACAAAUAUUAAGGGAACAUCUGGAUUCAGUGUUAAGAGAAGAAAAAUUGAGUGGUUUUGAUGGAGCUUGUAAUUCUUGUCCCAUGUUCUUUAUUCCUCAUAGCUUUAAUCAAGUUCCUUUAUGAUUACUUGUGGGUGCCUCUUAGUAUACAGCAUAUGCUGAAUUCUCAGGGAAUCAAAGGACCUCCUUACAGAUUCAUCCAUGGCAACAACAAGGAAAUUAUCAAAAUGAGAAAGGAAGCUAUGAGCAAACCUAAGGCCUUGACGCAUGAUAUGUUUAUCAAAUUGCAGCCACAUACGCACUCCUGGAUCAAAGAAUAUGGGAAGAAUUUUGUGUAUUGGAACGGUGCUCGAGCUGAACUGGUGAUUUCAGAAGCUGAAUUAGUCAAAGAGGUUAUGAAAAAUAGUUUAAAUGUUUUUCCAAAAGCGAAGCCAUCAGUUUAUGUUAGCAACCUACUGGGAAAUGGGCUUGUGAUGAUCGAGGGUGAAAAAUGGGUGAAACAUCGCAAGUUGACGAAUCAUGUUUUUCAUGGGGAAAGUUUAAAGAACAUGACACCAGCAGUAAUUGCAAGUGUUGAAACAAUGCUAGAGAAAUGGAAAGGCAAAGAAGGCAAAGAGAUUGAAGUCUAUCAAGAAUUUAGAUUAUUGACUUCAGAAGUGAUAUCCAGAACAGCUUUUGGUAGCAGCUACUUGGAAGGGGAGAAGAUUUUUGCCAUGUUGAACAAGUUAUCAAUAAUUAUGAGCCGAAAUCUUUUUAAUACUAAAAUUCCUUUGAUCAGCAAGUUAUGGAAACCUGCUGAUUUGCUGGAGUCUGAAAGACUUGCAAAUGAAAUACAAGAUUGUGUGAUGAAGAUCGUUAAGAAAAGAGAAGAUAGAGUUGUGAAUGCAGAAGCUGAUAGCUUUGGCAAUGAUUUUCUAGGAUUACUUGUAAAUGCCUAUCAUGAUUUGGACGACAAAAAUAGGCUUUCAAUGGAAGACUUGGUAGCUGAGUGCAAAACAUUCUACGUUGCCGGACAAGAAACUGUUAAUGCCUUGCUUGCAUGGAUGGUCUUACUUUUAGCAAUCCAUAAAGAUUGGCAAGAGAAAGCAAGAAGAGAGGUGAUUGAGGUAUUUGGUAACCAAAAUCCAGAUUCUGAUGGCAUUUCUAAACUCAAAAUUAUCACCAUGAUCAUUUAUGAAACUUUAAGAUUGUAUGGUCCAACAAAUGGCCUGCCAAGAAGAGUUGCAAGAAAAGUUCAGGUGGGAAAGCUAGUUUUCCCAGCUAAUAUAAAUCUUCUUAUUGCAAAGGCUGCACUUCACCAUGACCAUCAAUUAUGGGGAGAUGAUGUGCAUAUUUUUAAACCGGAAAGAUUCGCUGAUGGGAUUGCCAAAGCUACCAAUUACAAUGCGGCAGCAUUUUUCCCCUUUGGAUUGGGACCCCGAUUUUGUGUUGGUAUGACCUUUGCAACCACAGAAACCAAGAUUGCUCUCUCCAUGAUUCUACAACGCUACUCCUUUACCCUCUCCCCUGCCUAUGUCCACUCACCUGUGCAUAUUAUCACCCUUCAACCAGAACAUGGAAUUCAAGUAAUACUUGAAUCACUGCAUAAUGGUGCUUAAAGUACACAGUUUCUAAAAACUGUAGUUCAUGUAGAUAGUUCAUGUUCACCUUUAAGAGAUGACAUUUAAUAUAUCUAAGGUUCAAGCAUUUGAAACCUGUUUAUUAUUUCCCAAGCUCUUCCCUCUUUUAUGGAAAAUGAAAUGCAUGCAAUCAAUUAAAAGAGAA
Messenger RNA from Gossypium arboreum, 1874 nucleotides. RefSeq names its product cytochrome P450 CYP749A22-like. The coding region runs from base 170 to 1708 and encodes 512 amino acids. The record is from RefSeq and is a predicted model, not a curated record. Gene Ontology annotation, molecular function: iron ion binding; oxidoreductase activity, acting on paired donors, with incorporation or reduction of molecular oxygen; monooxygenase activity. The transcript is spliced from 5 exons. Lineage: Eukaryota; Viridiplantae; Streptophyta; Magnoliopsida; Malvales; Malvaceae.